AUGUCGCUUACGCUAUGCGCAUAUUAUACCAUCGUCAACGCCGGGGGCAGCGUCAGCAUCAACCCUAUCACAACCUCAUCACGACCUCACCAAACCGCCGCCGCCGCCGCCAGCACCAUUGCCGACCUCUUCAACGGACCAGAGCCCGCGCCAGAGCCCGCGCCAAAGCCACAAUUCCGCUAUGACCAUCCAUGCGCUAUAUACGAACGAUAUGUUGCUGAUCGAGAGGCCUGGUACAAAGCGCUGCCGCAAGGCAGCGUGAAGAUCAACCAGCAAUAUCGGAAGGCGAUGGGCCUGCCAUUGCGCUUCAGCAAGAAGGCAUAUGAAUAUUGUCUUGAUUAUAAGCGGAUGGGCAAGCAAUGCACCGUGAGAAGGCCACGCAGGGACUGGACCAAGGAGGAACAAAUGGCCUAUCUAGACUGGGAAGAGAAAGAGGACAGGCGAGUUGAGGCUCAGGUUACUACUAAAGGCACGCUCGGCAAUAGCUUCGCCAACAUCAUCAGCAACAGCGUCAUCUUCAACAACAGCGUCAUCUUCAACAACAGCGUCAUCUUCAACAACAGCGUCAUCUUCAACAACAGCGUCAUCUUCAACAACA
Molecule: messenger RNA, 598 nt
Organism: Emericellopsis cladophorae
Lineage: Eukaryota; Fungi; Ascomycota; Sordariomycetes; Hypocreales; Bionectriaceae
Exons: 3
Source: RefSeq, a predicted model, not a curated record